AUGGAAAGAAGAAAUAAAACCCGUGUUACAGAAUUUAUCCUCCUGGGACUCUCAGACCAGGGGGAGCUGCAGUCACUGCUGUUUUGGCUGUUCCUGUCCAUGUACCUGGUCACCUUCACUGGGAACCUGCUCAUCAUCCUGGCCAUUAUCACAGACUCUCGCCUCCACACACCCAUGUACUUCUUCCUCUCCAACCUAUCAUUGUCAGACAUCUGCUUCACCUCCACCACCGUCCCAAAGUUGCUGUUGAACAUCCAGACGCAGAGCAGAGUGAUCACCUACGAAAGAUGCCUCAGCCAGAUGUACUUUUUCAUGCUCUUCGGAGGAUUAGAUACUUUCAUCUUGACAGUGAUGGCCUAUGACCGGUUUGUGGCCAUCUGCCACCCCCUGCACUACAUGGUCAUCAUGAACCCCAGGUUCUGUGGCAUCCUGCUCCUGGUAUCCUUGUUAUUGUGUGUUCUUAACUCUCUAUUACAUGACUUAAUGAUUUUGCGACUCACUUUUUGUACAGAGCUGGAAAUCUCUCACUUUUUUUGUGAUCUGAAGCAGGUGAUCCAACUUGCUUGCUCCGAUACGUUCCUCAAUGAGCUGGUGAUCUAUCUCACAAGUGGACUUCUGGGUCUUGUUCCACUCACUGGCAUCUUCUCCUCUUACUCUAGAAUUGUAUCUUCCAUUUUGAGAAUUUCAUCAUUGAGUGGCAAAUAUAAAGCAUUUUCCACAUGUGGGUCACACCUCUCGAUGGUCUGUUUGUUCUAUGGUACAAGCCUUGGUGUGUAUCUUAGUUCUGCCACUUCACAAAACUCCAGGGCAAGUGCCAUAGCCUCAGUGAUGUACACAGUGGUGACACCCAUGCUGAACCCCUUCAUCUAUGGUGUGAGGAACAGAGAUAUCAAGCAAGCCCUGAGAAAGUUCUUGACCAAAAUAUCAGCACCUCUGCUCUGUGAAUGCUGUCUAACUGCUCAGGGUCAUGUUUGA
Molecule: messenger RNA, 975 nt
Organism: Suricata suricatta (meerkat)
Lineage: Eukaryota; Metazoa; Chordata; Mammalia; Carnivora; Herpestidae
Product: olfactory receptor 7A17-like
Exons: 2
Coding region: 1-975 (324 amino acids)
Biological process (GO): G protein-coupled receptor signaling pathway
Cellular component (GO): membrane
Molecular function (GO): G protein-coupled receptor activity; olfactory receptor activity
Source: RefSeq, a predicted model, not a curated record